Molecule: messenger RNA, 595 nt
Organism: Vitis vinifera (wine grape)
Lineage: Eukaryota; Viridiplantae; Streptophyta; Magnoliopsida; Vitales; Vitaceae
Exons: 1
Coding region: 1-411 (136 amino acids)
Source: RefSeq, a predicted model, not a curated record
AUGGCGAUUUCAGGGUCGGAGUCUCAACUGCCUCCUCUGAAAGUGGUGGUUCCGUCGACGGAAGCGGAGUUCGUGAAAUGCGACUCGUGUGGAUUCACGGAGGAAUGCACGCCGGAGUACAUAUCCCGUGUUCGUGAGAAGUACCACGGGCUGUGGAUAUGCGGACUCUGCGUGGAGGCGGUGAAGGACGAAGUCAUGAGAUCAGAGAGGGUCAUCACCACCGAGGAGGCGCUGAACCGCCACAUCAGUUUCUGCAAAGACUUCAGAUCUUUCAGUCCACCAAAUGCAACGGAGCAUCCUAUCUCCGCCAUAGGCCGCCUUUUCCGCCGGAGCUUGGACUCGCCGAGAUCUCUCCCGUCCACUCCCUCUGGCGAAGUAGAUGUACCGCCGGAAAGCUGUUUCAUUGAGUGACAAUGCCCCGGAUUCCAAGGUAACAAUCAUCGCUGCAAAAUUUUGCAAGCACUAAUUUAAGCCUCUAUUGCUAUAUAUAUACUGUAUGUGAUAUACGAAGUAACAAUAAACCUACUAGUGUUGGGAGAUCUUGUAUAUAUAAAUACAUAUAUAUUUAAAAGAAUUUCGAAAUUUUAGGUUCCAA